Molecule: messenger RNA, 3096 nt
Organism: Camelina sativa (false flax)
Lineage: Eukaryota; Viridiplantae; Streptophyta; Magnoliopsida; Brassicales; Brassicaceae
Product: protein transport protein SEC31 homolog A-like
Biological process (GO): endoplasmic reticulum organization; endoplasmic reticulum to Golgi vesicle-mediated transport; COPII-coated vesicle cargo loading
Cellular component (GO): endoplasmic reticulum exit site; COPII vesicle coat
Molecular function (GO): protein binding; structural molecule activity
Source: RefSeq, a predicted model, not a curated record
UUCAAAGUCUCUUUUUGUGUUCUCUCUACCAAAUCGUUGAUUUCUUGUUACUGUUACAAUGGAUUGCAUAAAUAAGGUUGAUAGAUCUGCUUUCGUAGCCUUUUCACCGGAAGCUCCGUUUAUGGCAACCGGAACCAUGGCCGGAGCAGUAGAUCUGUCGUUUAGUUCAUCCGCCAAUCUGGAGAUCUUCGAACUUGAUUUUAGGUCCAACGAUCGUGAUCUAAAACUUGUAGGUCACUGCUCAAGCUCUGAACGGUUUACUCGACUCGCUUGGGGAAGUUAUGGUCUCAUAGCCGGUGGACUCGUCGAUGGAAAUAUCGGUUUAUGGAAUUCAAAUCGUUCUGAGUCUUGUGAAAUUGAGCAUGUUAGACAUCUUUCAAAACACCAAGGACAUGUUCGUGGUCUUGAAUUUAAUGUCAAGUCCCCAAAUAAACUUGCUUCCGGGGCUGAUGAUGGUACAGUUUGCGUUUGGGAUUUAGCAAAUCCUUCAGAGCCUUCUCAUUAUCUAAGGGGUACUGGUUCUUCUAUGCAAGAGGAAAUCUCUUCGGUAUCGUGGAACAGAGAGUUUCAACAUGUUUUAGCAUCUACCUCAUAUAAUGGGACUACUGUGAUAUGGGAUGUGAACAACAAGAAGGUUAUAACAGACUUCAAAAAUUUCGGAUCAAUGGACAGAUUUAAAGGUCCAACUCGGUGCUCAGUUUUGCAAUGGGACCCUGAUAAUUUUAAUCAGAUCAUGGUCGCAUCAGAUGAAGACAGUUCAACAAAUCUUAAGCUUUUGGACAUAAGGUAUCUACAGUCACCUGUUCGCACAUUUGUUGGCCAUCAAAGAGGUGUGAUUGCAAUGGAGUGGUGUCCAAGUGACAGUUUGUAUCUACUUACUUGUGCGAAAGACAACCGAACUAUUUGCUGGAACACAAAGACAGGACAGAUUGUGGCUGAGUUACCUAUUGGUGGCAAUUGCAAUUUUGAUGUUCAUUGGUAUCCAAAGAUACCUGGAGUUAUAUCAGCAUCUUCAGUUGAUGGGAAAAUUGGCAUCUAUAACCUUGAGUGUUGCAGCAGCUAUGAUACUGAGGUGACCAAUCUAGAUACUGCUUCUUUAACAGCACCAAAAUGGUGGAAACGACAGGUUGGUGCUUCUUUUGGAUUUGGAGGAAAGCUAGUUUCAUUUAACAAAAAUCUUCAUGAUGCAUCUGAGGUUAUUAUGCAUAGCCUGGCCACAGAACAAAGUUUGGUGAAUCGAAUUUCUAGAUUUGAAGCUGCAAUAGAAAAUGGAGAGAAGAGUUCACUUAGGGGUUUGUGUGAGAAGAAAACAGAAGAGACCAAUUCCGAGGAGGAGAAGGAAACAUGGGGCUUGCUAAAAAUCAUGCUUGGCGAGGAUGGAACCGCAAAGUCGGAGUUGCGUACCCAUCUAGGCUUUAGUUCAUCGUCUGAGGAAACGGAUCAAACUGUUAGUGAGCCUCAUGCUACAUCUUCUUCUGAAAACGUAGAACAAACUCAACAACAAAUGCCAGAAGAAGAAGAAGAAGGAAUCUCUGAUCCAACAGUUGAUGAUGCCAUCCAACGUUCAUUGAUUGUGGGAGAUUACAAGAAAGCAGUGGCUCAGUGUUUUUCUGCAAAUAAGAUGGCUGAUGCUUUAGUUAUUGCUCAUGUUGGUGGUACAACAUUGUGGGAGAGUACCCUUGAUAAGUAUCUGAAGAUGAGCAAUGCACCUUACAUGAAGGUUGUUUCUGCAAUGAUGAAAAAGGAUCUAAUGACCCUUGUGAAUACAAGACCACCUACAUCUUGGAAAGAAACUCUUGCUCUUAUCUGCACUUUUGCAGAAGGAGAUGAAUGGACAAGCCUCUGUGAUGCUCUAGCCUCAAAAUUGAUGGCUACUGGUUUUACUUUGGCUGCAACUCUAUGUUACAUUUGUGCAGGGAAUGUCGAUAAAACAGUAGACAUUUGGUCAAUGAGCCUUGAAAACGAAAGUGCUGGAAAAUCUUAUGCUGAGCGUGUUCAAGAUAUUAUGGAGAAGACGCUUGUCCUUACUUUGGCAACUGGAAACACGAGAUUCAGCGCGUCUCUACGCAGACUCUUUGAGAGUUAUGCUGAGAUUUUGGCCAGUCAAGGACUUCUUGCAACCGCGAUAAAGUUCUUGAAAUUUCUUGACUCUGGUGAUUCCUCAUCCGACCUUUCAAUCUUGCGGAAUCGGAUUGCUCUGUACGCAGAACCUGAAAUUAGUAACCCGUCUGCAUUAGAAAACACUCAGGCGCCUGAAAUCUCCAAGCCAUAUCAAAAGAAAUAUUUUCCUCCAGCUCCAAUAAGCAAUGCUCAGCCAUCAAAAACUACUUUUGUUCCUUUGAAUCCUCCUCGAGAACUAAACAACGCGGACCAAUAUCAGCAGCAUACCAUGGAUUUUUCUUAUUUUCCUCGAUCCACGAACCCAACAUACAAUGUUCCACCUGUUCCUGGCUCAUAUCAACCCAUCCCUUCACAAGUUGGUCCACAUCUUAACGCUCAGAUUCCACAAACUGUUGCUCCACCAAUGAGACCUAUGACUCCAACACAGCAGGUAGCAGCUGAACCAGCACCUGUAGUAGCUCCACCACCACCACCAACCGUUGAGACCGCAGAUACUUCCAAUGUACCAGCCCACCAGAAGUCUAUUGUGGCUACAUUGACAAGGCUGUUUAGAGAGAUAUAUGAACCAUUAGGAGGUAAUUCACGAGCUAAUCCUACCAAGAAGCGUGAGAUAGAAAAUAACUCAAGGAAAUUAGGAACUCUGUUUGUGAAACUAAAUAAUGGGGACAUCUCAAAGAACGCUGCUGAAAAACUCGCUCAUCUCUGUCAAGCUUUAGACAAACAUGAUUUCGGUGCAGCUUUACAGAUACAGGUGUGUAUGACAAACACCGAAUGGGAAGAGUGCAACUUUUGUCUUCCAACACUAAAGCAAAUGAUCAAGGGAAGACAAAAUGCGCAGUGAAAUGUUUAUAUUAUCUGUCCGGGGUAUAAACUUAGUAGUAGCUAGGUUAUAUGUACUUAGUGCUUUGACCUUGCGAGAAAUAAACUUAUAACCAAAUCAGUUAUAAAAUUAAUCAUUAAUUCUAUUUACAUAGA